AUGGAAACAAAGGACUGCUGCACUGAUAAUUGGCCCAAACAGAUAGCUAUUCUGGAUGAUGCUGAUAGAAGAAUCUUGGAGAAUCAAAUCUCAUAUAUGGAAAUUCUGGAUGUUAUCAAAGGACUCGGCAACAACAAAUCUCCUGGACCUGAUGGAAAGAUGUGUAGUAAUUGGAAAGAAACUCUUAUUGUCUUGAUACCAAAAAUUUCUAAUCCUUUAUCUCCAGAAGGUUUUCGUCCUAUCAACUUGUGCAACUCCAUUUAUAAAGUAGUUGAUAAGGUUUUACUGAACAGGCUUUUGAUGGUUAUUCCAAAAGUUAUUUUAGAGGAGCAGGUAGCUUUCUUGAAGGGGAGAAGCAUUUCCGAUCAGUUAUUGCUGGCACAGGAAUUGGUCAAUAAAAUAAGGAUCUCUAAAUCUAAAGAAGGUUUGGUGGCCAUCAAACUAGAUAUGGAGCAAGCCUAUGAUAGCAUGAGUUGGAAUACUCUUGAGGAGAUGAUGAGAAGGCUGGGUUUUCUCGUGAGAUUCAUGAAGCUAAUCAUGGAAUGCAUUGUGGAGCCUAGAUUUUCAAUUAUCAUAAAUGGAGGCUUAUCCAAGUGGAUUGAGAGGAGGAGUGGUUUCCGUCAGGGAUGUCCAUUAUCCCCUUUUCUUUUUAUCAUUUGUCCCCAAUUAUUAACUAAUGUCCUUUCUCAGGAGGGGAAGGAAUUAGGCAUUAAAGUUGCCUCUAGAGGUAAGAAGAUAUCUCAUUUGCUUUAUGUAGAUGAUGUCCUGUUAUUGUCUGAUGCUAAGAUUAAAAGCAUUAAGGAGUUGAAGAUCAUUUUGAGCAAUUGCUAUGGAUGGACUCGACAAAAAUUGAACCUCAAAAAAUCUGCCAUGAUUAUUAGCAAGAAUGUUGAGAGAAGAAGGAAGAAGAAAAUUGCAAGGAUCUUGAAUAUCAAGGGGUUGCACUAUGUAGCUUGGGAAGAUCUUUGCAAACCAAGAGCAUCCGGUGGCUGGGGUAUCCAUUCAGCUAUUAGCAGUAUUCAAACUCUAAGAGCUAAAUUCUCAUGGAAUCUGAUUAUCAACCCAGACUCCUUAUUAAAUAGAAACCUCGUGAUCAAAUACGGUGAAGACUGGUGGAAGAAAGAUGUUAUUAAAGGAGGUUCUUCGGCAUGGAAGAUUAUUUCUAGUGGUUGGAAAUCCUUGAGAAACAUUAGCAGAUGGAAUGUGGUGAAAGGAUCUCAUAUUGAUGUAUUGAAGGAUGUAUGGAUUUUUUAUAAAAGCCUACUCAAAUGGCCAACAUUUGCAGCUCCAUUCGAACAGGAUAACAUCACUCUGGAUUAUUUCAUUCUUGAAGGAAGAUUGAACAUUGAUAAACUUCUUCUUUAUUUCAGUGAAGACUUGGUUAAUGUCAUUAGUAACAUUCAAAUACAUCAAGAAGAAGAGGAAGAUUUUAUGGAUCUUAAAUAUAAGUUCUCUGGAAAAACGAUUGCUGCAUUGAUUAAAGAAGAGAAGGUGAGGAUGGAUGAGGGAAAUUCUUACUUAUGGAUUCAUAAGAUGAAACUGUAUGCAAGGGUUGAAUUAUUCACUUGGAGGCUUUGCAAAAAAGCUAUUCCAACAGCAAAUUUUCUGAUGAAAUGGAGAAUUUCUAAUAAUAAUAUGUGUCCUAGAGGAUGUGGAGAAGUGGAGGAUCUAGACCAUGUAACUACUAAAUGUCCAAAGUUGGUUAGAAUUAUUUGCACUCUGCGGGAUUGGGGUUUUCAUAUUCCAUUCUUUGAAUCUUUUCAGCAAUAUUUUUGGCAUCCUCCACCACCCGAGUGGUACAAGAUUAACAUUGACGCUGCAUUGAGGAGCAACUAUGGAGCGGGCAUUGGAGGAAUUGUUAGAGACCAUAAAGGAAGAUUUGUUCAUGCUUUUGGUCUCUAUGGAAUGCAUUGGGAUAUAGCACAACUGGAACUUUAUUCUUUCAACUCUUUAAAAGAUCUAUUGAAUAAUUGUUUGGAUAAUGCCAAAGGUGUUAUCAUAGAGGAAGACAAUAAGAAUGUUAUUCAAUUUCUUCUCAACAUGUACAGCAAAUGA
This is a messenger RNA of Dendrobium catenatum, 2055 nucleotides long. RefSeq lists its product as uncharacterized. NCBI's taxonomy places the organism in Eukaryota, Viridiplantae, Streptophyta, Magnoliopsida, Asparagales, Orchidaceae. The coding region runs from base 1 to 2055 and encodes 684 amino acids. The record is from RefSeq and is a predicted model, not a curated record. The transcript has 4 exons.